UGCGCCUCGCCGCUUCCUCGCGGCAGGGGGCCCGCCCGCGGGCUGGUUUCCGGUUCGGUGGGUCGGAGAUGACGGAGCAGGGCGCUUCUCCGGACGACCCCUGGGUCAAGGCAAGCCCCGCGGGCGCGCACGCCGGCGAGGGGAGGGCGGGUCGGGCUCGUGCACGUGGGGGGGCCGGAAGACUAGGGGAUUCCUUGCAGUCCCCAAAGGUCCCCCCGCCCUCCGGGCCCCGGGGCUGCAGAGAAGACAGCUCUCGCCCCGCGCGUGCCAAGGUGGAAUAUGCCUACAGCGACAACAGCCUGGACCCCGGGCUUUUUGUAGAAAGUACCCGAAAGGGGAGUGUAGUGUCCAGAGCUAAUAGCAUCGGUUCCACCAGUGCCUCUUCCGUCCCCAAUACAGAUGACGAGGACAGCGAUUACCACCAGGAGUCCUAUAAGGAGUCCUACAAGGACCGGCGGCGGCGAGCACAUACCCAGGCUGAGCAGAAGAGGAGGGACGCCAUCAAGAGAGGCUAUGACGACCUUCAGACCAUCGUCCCCACCUGCCAGCAGCAGGACUUUUCCAUUGGCUCCCAAAAGCUCAGCAAAGCCAUCGUUCUGCAGAAGACCAUUGACUACAUCCAGUUUUUGCACAAGGAGAAGAAAAAGCAGGAGGAGGAGGUGUCCAUGCUACGCAAGGACGUCACGGCCCUAAAGAUCAUGAAAGUGAACUACGAGCAGAUUGUGAAGGCUCACCAGGACAAUCCCCAUGAGGGGGAAGACCAGGUCUCUGACCAGGUCAAGUUCAAUGUGUUUCAAGGCAUCAUGGACUCCCUGUUCCAGUCCUUCAAUGCCUCCAUCUCCGUGGCCAGCUUCCAGGAGCUGUCAGCCUGUGUCUUCAGCUGGAUUGAGGAGCACUGUAAGCCUCAGACCCUCCGGGAGAUCGUGAUUGGCGUCCUGCACCAGUUGAAGAACCAGCUGUACUGACUGGCUCCCGGAACCUGCAGAAGAGCCAACGACAGGCCUGAUUCUCCUGCUUGGCCACAGAGCCACUGGGUUUCUGAGAUCGGACUGUGAUGCUGCAUACGGGGCCACUGGCUCCCGGAGCUUGGUUCCCCGGCACCCCCUCAUCCUCAGUGGGGCUGGGGUGUUUGUUUUGUGAAAGCUGUAAUUUAUUAUAUUGACCACAAAACUCGAGCCUCCUGUCUUUCCCCCUCCCCAUAAAAGUCCUCGGGCAGGGGUCUGCUCUGGGCACCCCCAAGAGUUCCCGGCCUCUCCCUAAGCCUCAGAUUUUUGCUCCUUAUCUACACGUAUCUGGAAGCUACUAUUGCAUUUGGUUUGGUCUCUUGGGCCAGAUUUGGGCAACAUCUGGCCCAAGUUUGGCCAUUUUGGCAGUAGUGGGACAGGAAGAAAGGAACGCGAGGAAAUAUUCCCACAGCCAUGAAGUGUGAUAGGCCACCUGGUACCUGGGCUAGGGCUGCCAAGAUCCUGCCCUCGCCUGCUACUCCACUGCCUCUCCUUUCCCGGUCCCUGCGUGCUCCUGCCCUCUGUCCCACAGGCAGGAGCACAGCACAGAGGAGUGUGACACAGCACUACGUAUUAAGAGGCUUUUUUCUCCUUUAAUUUUUUAAACACCAACAGUGCAAUUUUGCUAAAGUUACAAUUUUGGAAAAUGAACGGGGCCUCAAAACCACUCCCAGCCUUCCCGUCAAGUGUAUCUGGGUCUCUGCCAUCUCCGUGCUACCUGCAUUUCUCCCAGGACUUGGGGCCAGGGUGAAGGGGUAGAGAAGAUACUUAAAGGGGUACAGAGCCCGGAGAAGUCCUGGGUAAGGCCUUGGGCUCCUUGAAUGCUGUGUACAGUAGCCUCUUUCUACCCUGUAGCCUUCCUCAGGGUUGACAUCUGGGACGUUUGGUUAUCCAGAGAAAAUUAAGUAUUUUUAUAUCAAAUUAUAUUACAAUAAAUAUCGCCAAAUGCU
This is a messenger RNA of Callorhinus ursinus (northern fur seal), 1954 nucleotides long. RefSeq names its product MAX dimerization protein MLX (gene MLX). Gene Ontology annotation, molecular function: protein dimerization activity; RNA polymerase II cis-regulatory region sequence-specific DNA binding; DNA-binding transcription factor activity, RNA polymerase II-specific. Gene Ontology annotation, biological process: regulation of transcription by RNA polymerase II. The record is from RefSeq and is a predicted model, not a curated record. Gene Ontology annotation, cellular component: nucleus. Lineage: Eukaryota; Metazoa; Chordata; Mammalia; Carnivora; Otariidae.